AUGUUUAAUGCUUGUCAAUUAAAUAGUAAUUGUUGUAAUGAAGAGUCAGAAGAAGCGAGGGAAUCUAUGAAUCGAAAGUAUGAUGGUAAAUAUGAGGAACACAUAAUAAAUGAAAAUUCAGAUUUAAAAAAAAUUAUUGAAGGGAAACCAGAUCUUGACAAAGCUGUUGAAAUAGGUCAACACACUGAAAGAGAAUACGUUGCUAUAACGGCUUAUCAACCAGUUGAUAUUGUUACAAGAACAGUAGAAGUUCCUUUUGUUAGGACCAUAGAAACGACUGUUCCAAAGAUUGUGUAUGAAGAAAAGAUAAAGGAAGUACCAAGAUAUAUUUCAAAAUAUAUAGAAAAGGUUGUUGAAGUUCCUGAAGUAAAGUUUGUAGACAAAAUUAUUGACGUACCUGAUAUACAGUAUUGUCUUAAAUACGUACCAAAAGUAGAGAUACAAGAAAAUAUUAUAAAACGACCAGUAUUUCAUAAAAAGUUUGUUGAGAAAAUAGUGGAAGUACCUAAAGUCAAAGAAAUGAAAAGAUUUCAUGAAGUGGAAACUGUUGAAUAUGUUAUAAAGUAUAUUCCUAAGGAUUAUUCCAAAAGUACGAAGAAAGAAAAUGAAACUACAACAGGUUUAAAUGAAACAAACAAUGAUGAGGAAGACAGAAAUGUAGAACAUCCUAAUUUAAAUAUUAGAGAUGGUACAAGAUUAAUUAGAAAUGGUCCUGUUUUAGUACAACAAGAGAAUGUAAUUAUAGAGCAUCCUACUACAGAAAUGCAUACAUCUAUUACUUCUUCUGGUACACGAGAAAACGUUUCUUGUUUUUGUAAUAAAAAUGUUCAAUGUAAUAGACAAUCGAAUUGUUAUAACCUUAGUAGUACUUGUAUGUGUAAUGAAAGAACCAUGAAUGAAUUGAAAGAGAACAAUAAUUCUAUGUUACAUAAUCCAAGAAUUGAACAAGUAUUCAAGCCUAAAAUAGUAAAGAAUAUAGAAGUACAAAAACAUGUUCCUAUAUCUGUUGAUGUUCCUGUACCUUAUAUGGUACCUAAACCAGUUGUAGUUAAUGUUGAUGUACCUGUAUUAAAAUUUAGGGAUACAUUUGUUCCUGUACCGGUCAGAAGAAAAAUUAUUCCAAAAAUAAAAUGGAUAUCAGAUGUAUAUCAAGUAGAUUGUAUAAAAGAAAAGCCUUACUUAAAGAUACAAGAUGUUAUAAAACCAAUUCCAUGUGAUGUUGAUAUUAAAUAUAGGAAAUAUAUGGAAAAGGCUUGUGCAGUUAAUCCAAAUGAGUUAGCACAAGAUGAUGUUCAUGCUAUGUGGAUGAGAGUGAAUGCUCAUUUAGCUGAGAAAAAAAAGAAGGAAUAUGGUGAUUUCUAUCCAUAUUAUAAAAAUGAGGGAGAAAGUGACAACAAAAUGGAGGGUCACGAAAGUACAAACGACGAAAUUUGUAAAGAGGAAGAAAUUAUAUACUUAGAAGAAGACGAAGAAAGUAAAUUUAUUAAAAAAGAUGGAAAUAUAAAUAAUUUAGAAAUAAAUGAAAAUAUAAAUAAUAUCGAAAUAAAUGAAAAUAUAAAUAAUAUCGAAAUAAAUGAAAAUAUAAAUCAUGAAGAAAUACAUGAAAAUAUAAAUCGUGAAGAAAUAAAUGAAAAUUUGAGUGUAAUGAAAGAAAAUCAUAAUAUAUAUAAAAAUGAAAUAAAUAAUGAUGUUCCACAUAUUAAUAAAGAUGAUGAAAAAGAGAAUGUUAUUGUAGAAGAACAUAUAUUCGUUAGAAAUAAAAGUAAUAUAGAAAGAGAAAAAGUAGAUGAUAUAAUAAAUGUACCAAAAGAAUUACGAUUUAAAGAUGAUAAUAAUAUGCAUCCGGCAAGUUAUGAUAUUAAUAUGAACUUGAAUGAAAAUGAAAAAACAUAUCUUUUUGAAAACUGUGAUAUAUUUAUGAAUGAAAUGAAAGAAGAUAUAGAAAAAAAUAAAAAUAAUAACACAUCAAAUAAAUAUAUUGAAGAACAACUUACUGCCUCUUUAUAUCCAUCUCAUCCAUUAGCUAUGACAUAUUUACAAAAUAAAUGGAUACAAACAGAUACAUUAAGAACACAUGAACUUUACAAUCAUGAUUUUAUUAGAGCUAGCGUAAAUGCAAACUAUAAUUUACAAAGUGGUAAUAUAGUAAUGUCAGAUAUUAUGAGAAAUAAUGAAUUUUUAAAAAGUGCUAAUCCAAUUAUAUCACCAUUUAGUCCUGGAAAUAUUCGUAAUUUAGAAAAUUAUUAUAAUAAUUUAAUAAUUCAAAAUUUAGAUCAGCAAAACAAACAAUCCAAUUAUUAUCAACAUAUGAAUAACCAAAUAAAUUAUGAUAAUUAUAAUAAUUAUGAAAAUUUUGAAAAUCACCAAAUAAAAUUAUAUGAACAAGUCAUAAAAGAAGAAGAACAAAAUGAAAAUUCAAAUAGUAAAUGUUGUAACUAUUUUUGUGAUAAAUAA
Messenger RNA from Plasmodium adleri (nom. inval.), 2454 nucleotides. Its product is annotated as inner membrane complex protein 1a, putative. The transcript has 5 exons. Lineage: Eukaryota; Apicomplexa; Aconoidasida; Haemosporida; Plasmodiidae. The record is from RefSeq and is a predicted model, not a curated record. Bases 1 to 2454 code for a protein of 817 amino acids.